Messenger RNA from Condylura cristata (star-nosed mole), 1670 nucleotides. RefSeq names its product SRY (sex determining region Y)-box 15 (gene SOX15). The transcript has 3 exons. The record is from RefSeq and is a predicted model, not a curated record. Lineage: Eukaryota; Metazoa; Chordata; Mammalia; Eulipotyphla; Talpidae. The coding region runs from base 906 to 1604 and encodes 232 amino acids. Gene Ontology annotation, molecular function: DNA-binding transcription factor activity, RNA polymerase II-specific; RNA polymerase II cis-regulatory region sequence-specific DNA binding. Gene Ontology annotation, biological process: anatomical structure morphogenesis; negative regulation of transcription by RNA polymerase II; cell differentiation.
UUUGACCACACCUGGCUUCUCUAGUGCUCCAAAGAUGGUCUACUUCUGGGAAUUCCUGACAUUCCUAAAUUCCCCAGGCCCAGGUACCCUCUUGAUCCUAAGAACUGGCUUUUCCCCUCCCCCAGGAUCACAGGUAGAGGGAGCUGGGCCACUCCUACACCCUGAGUCACAGCAAGGGCUAGGUAGGGCCGCUCAGAGCUGGAGCAGGCUGCGGGCUGAGCCAAGGCUGGCUGCUUAAUCCGAUUACCAAAGCCUGGGGCUUGGGCUGGGCCCUGGGUUGAGUGGGGAACAGGGUUCCUUCACUGCAGCCUUUGGGACCCAGGUGUCCAGCCCUCAUUCCUACUGUUUCUCUGGAUCCAGGCUUUUCUACCAGCAUCCACAUCACUGACCUCUCAUCCCUAACCCUGGGAGUUGUCCUGGGAUUCCUGCCUCCCUGAGGUUUGGAGACAAAACAACAUAAUUGAAUGGCUGGAGAAACCCAGCCACAGACUGAAGCCAGGUGAGAGGCGCUGGCACUUGGGCUGCGCCUACCGGCGGCCUCGAGAUUCCAAAGACCCAGAGCAGAAGGGUUUACCUCGCCACCCACGGGGGCUAGUGGCCCGGCAGCGGGACCGGGUGGGUACCUCCCAGCAACAAGGAAGGAGAACAAGACCUGUGCCAGGUACCACACAGCGUACUGCGCUCUACUCUCUCCGAAGCGCGCAGAUUGGGAGCAGGGCCUCUGCUGUAAGAACUUUGAACUUGCAGGCGACAUAAUACUUUUUAAGGACACGAAUUUUUUCAGAACUGCCCCAGACCGGGAAGACUUCUAUUUGAGGAUACCAGGUUUGGUAAUCAACUUUACAUUUUGGAGGGGAGGGCGUGUAGGUCGCCCUCUUUUAAGACUUCCCUCCCUCCAAUCGCCCAUGGCGCUAUCCGGCUCUUCACAGGACCAGGCCUGGAACCUGGAAGCUCCAGCCCCCACUGCCUCUGCCUCGUCCUCGGGCUCCCAAGAACGGGAGGGCGCGCGGAGCCCGGCGGUAUCCGCGGGGCUUCCAUUGGAGAAGGUGAAGCGGCCCAUGAACGCAUUCAUGGUGUGGAGCUCCGCUCAGCGCCGCCAGAUGGCGCAGCAGAACCCAAAGAUGCACAACUCUGAGAUCUCCAAGCGCCUGGGCGCGCAGUGGAAGCUGCUGGGCGAGGACGAGAAGCGGCCCUUCGUGGAAGAGGCUAAGCGACUCCGGGCCCGACACCUGCGUGACUACCCCGACUACAAGUACCGGCCUCGACGCAAGGCCAAGAGCUCGGGCGCCGGGCCGCCCAACUUUGGUCAGGGAAGCGGCGGCGUGGCUGGUGGCGGGCGGGUCUGGGGACCCGGGUACCCGACCACCCAAGGGAGCAGAGGCUUUGGAUAUCAACCCCCCAACUACCCUACAGCCUACCUGCCUGGCGGUUACGGCUCUUCCCGCUGUAAACCUGACACCCCCUCACCGUGUUCCUUUCCUCAGAGUAACCCCAGGCUCCAGGGGGAGUUACUUCCUCCCUAUAGCCCCUACCUACCCCCAGGUUCUCCCACCCAGUACAACCCUCCCCUCUCAGGUGCCCCCAUGCCCCUGACCCACCUCUAACCUUCAUGGACAUGGACCACCCAGAAGGGUCCAUUCUUCACCCAGAAGUGCCCCACUCCUAGGCUG